Thamnophis elegans (Western terrestrial garter snake) is the source of this 1194-nucleotide messenger RNA. Its product is annotated as olfactory receptor 14A16-like. NCBI's taxonomy places the organism in Eukaryota, Metazoa, Chordata, Lepidosauria, Squamata, Natricidae. Gene Ontology annotation, cellular component: membrane. Gene Ontology annotation, molecular function: odorant binding; olfactory receptor activity; G protein-coupled receptor activity. Bases 1 to 1194 code for a protein of 397 amino acids. Gene Ontology annotation, biological process: G protein-coupled receptor signaling pathway. The record is from RefSeq and is a predicted model, not a curated record. The transcript is spliced from 2 exons.
AUGUCACAAACAACUCCCCCAAGCAAAGCCGUCUACAUCAUCAAUGUGCGAUGGACGCCAGGCUAUGCGGUGAUGCCUCCAAGUCCAAUGGAAAGCUGGCAAGCGUUGGCUGAUAGGGCAAACAGUGUUCGUCUCCGUUUGCGAUUAGCUGGAGGGGGUUUCGUUCACUAUUCCAUGGCCAUUCUGAAGAGCACAGAGACUGCAGUCCGUGUCCAGCAAAUGAUAAUGCAAAGCGAAAACAGCACUAUGGAAAAUCAUUCAAGAGUUGGUGAAUUCCUUCUGCUUGGAUUCCCUGACACCGAUCAGCUAAGAAUGGUUCAUAUCAUCACUUUUCUAGUAAUUUAUUUGGUGGCACUCGCUGAAAAUCUCACUAUUAUUACUGUCAUUCUUUACAGCCAUCAACUUCGCUCACCCAUGUAUUUUUUUCUAGCCAACCUAUCUUUCCAAGAUCUUGGCUCAAUUUCUGUCACAAUUCCUAAAUCUCUAUUGAAUUCUUUAAUGAACACUGAAACUAUUUCUUACUCUGGGUGUCUCUGUCAAGUUUUCUUCUUUGUUUUCUUUGUAAUGUCUCAUCUUUUCCUCCUCGGUGUCAUGUCAUAUGAUCGUUAUGUAGCCAUCUGCAACCCACUACAUUAUGAGAUGGCAAUGAACAAAAAAGUCUGCGUCCAAAUGGCAACCAAUGCAUGGAUGGUUGGCCUUUUCUACUCUAUACUCUACACUGGAAAUUUAUUUACAGUGGAAUUCUGUUCCAGAAUUAUCAAUCAAUUCUUCUGUGACAUUCCUCAAUUACUCCAAAUCUCCUGCUCGGAUUCAUACUUCAUUGAAUUCUGGACUCUCAUCUUUGGUUCUUGUUUAGGAUUCAUUCAAUUUGCUCUCAUUGCUUUUUCUUAUGUUCAGAUCUUCAGAGCAGUUUUUAGAAUCCCAUCCUCUCAAGGCAAACAAAAGGCCUUCUCUACUUGCUUACCCCAUCUCAUAGUGAUGUGUUUGUUUACGGUAGGUGGUAUGCUUGCUUAUUUCAGUCCAAUAUCUACCACUCCUUCAGCCUUAUAUCCAUUUAUAUCUGUAUUUUACUGUGUUGUACCGCCACUGUUAAAUCCACUAGUUUAUAGCAUGAGGAAUAAGGAACUCAAAAUGGCAUUCUGGAAACAAAUUCUCAAUAUGUAUCCCAAUUCCUUGUGCAAAAAUCAUUUUUAG